GAAAUAGGUGAGUUUGUAUUCAUUUAAUCGAUGACGAUGACAACGACGAUACAACGACGACGAAAAAUAUAAGAGAAGUAGGAGAUGCCAGAGAGCGUACAGUCGAAGAGGAGAAACACUACUGGGAGUGCGCUCGAUCGUUCACCGAGCUUGAGCUCCCCGUUCAUGUUAGAAGGAAACGAGAAGGAAGCGAGACGACAGGUGACUGGUGGAAGAGCGCGCCAUGCGCGUCGCCCUCGGCCAUGCUCGGCAAUGCUCGGCCAGCUUCGUGCGACUCCGUCGUUCGCUGGUGGGGCGAGCAGUGUAUCCGUGACGUCACAUAAUUAGAGUAAAUACAAAGUAGUCUUGAUGGGACAGCGGCGUGCGCCGCACCGUGAGUCGCUGGUCCGCGCGCGUCAAACCUAUAUCGUCUCGAUACACGCACACCCGUGGCUUGUCUAUAUAUAUAUAUAUUUAUAUAUAUAUAUACAUAUAUAUAUACAUACAUAUAUAUAUAUACAUACAUAUAUAUAUCGCGCUAUGUGUCGACAGUGUGUGUUUGUUCUAAAGGAUCCUAAAUGACUGUGAGAACAGUGAGUGACGUACGCGAAGCUAAGAAAUGGAUAAGAUAGAGUUGUUGGGCGGUGCUUGCUUCAGCCAUGGCCCUUACACGUUCUACAAAGCCGUUAGGAUAGGAAAUGGACGAGUCCUUCGACUCGGCAAUUUCUUCCUGACGAAACUUUGGAGCGACGCCGACCUCGUAAGCAUCGGUGAGCUUCAGUUACUUUGGAUGGACAGCCGUGGACCGAAUCAACCGUUGGCAUCGUUACGACUCUAUUUCCUUCCGGAGAACACCCCGGAUGGUCGUAGGGAUACGCAUGGAGAGGUACGGCAUAAGAACUUGUUCAGGUUUUAUAAUUUCUUCGAUUUGGAAAAACGAUUAAACGUUAAUACCUUGACGAUUUCUAACACGCGAUCGCAAUUCGACGAGGUGUUGACGAUAUCUGAAAAAGUUGUUGUCCGUGUUCACGACUUGGUUACCUGGUUAUCACCUACGUUGGAAUGGUCGUGGGGUCGUGAAAUUUUUUACCCGAGUUCACCAACACCAACAUCCUCUCCUGAGAGCAGUCCACCGAGAUACGAAAUUCCUCAACCUCAGGUGUUGACCGAUCCUGGAAUCGAUUUUUCUGACGUUGACAAACAACAAAAGGAAUACGAGAGCAAUAUAAGUUCUUCGAAAAAAUCCGAUUGUGACGGUCAAACCAAAGUGGUUGUACUUUCGUAUCCGAGGUAUUGUAGAUAUCGAGCACUUUUACGAAGAUUGGAAGGUGCAGAACCUUCCUGGCUUUGUUCUUCGGUAGCUGCUGCACUCGGUGGAUUCACUGCUACACCUGGAACGCGUGUACUCUUCUGCAGAGAUACCUUUGAUUAUCCCGACUUGGAGACUCAUGAACUACUCUGCAACCAUUUAGCGCCUAAAUUGAAAGGACGGCCACGAAGGAAACGUAAAAAGCGAAGUGCUUCACCUGGUGAAUCCAGUAACGAGAGUGAAGCUUCGGUUGCUUCUUCGUCAAAAUGUGCGUUGAGCAAUUCGAGUCAACAAUUGAUACCAGCUCCUGUUGGAAGGCCACCAUCGGCGGGUGUACGUCGAAGCGAACGCAAAACAAGUGCCGAAGAAAAAAAGUUUAUGGUCGAUGUACAGAAUUUCAUGAAUUCACGAGGCACACCAGUUGGAAAGAUGCCAUUGUUGGGAUACAGGCAAAUCGAUCUGUUCCUGUUUUACACGAAGGUACAGACACUCGGUGGAUACGAUUCCGUUAGCGCUGGACGUCUCUGGAAAACCAUUUACGAUGAUAUCGGUGGAAAUACAGGAUCCACCAGUGCUGCUACUAUAACUCGUAGACAUUACGAAAGGUUGCUUUUGCCUUAUGAAAGGUAUCAAAGAGGUGAGGAACCCAAAGUGAGAUUAACACACGGUAGACGUACGAAAACGAGUAGUAUAUCUGAAAGUCCGGUGGAUGGGGAUCAAGAGACCAGCGACUCGCGUUCAUCGGAGACACCACCGUUAGUUGAAACACCGCCUGUAAACACUACUCCACCUUUGCAAGCAGUUUUAUCGAGCUCGUCAUUCCCAUCGAACGAGAAACCGAAAUCAGAAGUCGGAAAGACAUCCUCUUUGCGUAGCGUGAGAGUUAAACCGGAACGUUUGAAAUCAUUGAAUACAAUAAUCGCCAACAAUACAGCACCAACCAGCCAGCAAACCAAUCAACUGCCAAGUCCUCCUCCGUCAUCGAACACGCCAAUUUCGACUCCGAGUAGUACACCUUCCACGACGCCUACGAUCGUAACCGGGAAUCAAAGUGUUCUCGAAAGGCAAUUAAACAGUCCUCUCGUGUCCCAACAAGUACCACCGUCUUGUUCGUCUCCAGGAUUACCAGUGAGCACAGUAGCCAUGAACGCAUCGACGGUAGUAACGUUGACGCCGCCACCUGAAAAAGAUAUGAAAGAGAUUAAAUUAGAUCCUAAGCAAACGACUCUGCUGGCACAGGGUAAGGAGAACAUACCAUUGUUCGGUGAGAAGCCAAUCUUCACGGAGAAGGCGAUAGUACCGCCGAGAUCACCCGAGGUGAUCGAUCUCGAAAAUGAAAGUGAUACGAGUAGGGAUAAGAUAAUAAUACCAAGUUUUAAGAAACGAAAAUUAGAAAUAUUGCGAGAGGGCGGUCUCGAAGUUACAGCCGUUGAUCUUGAUGCAAGACCGAGCGUGAUUCAGAGCAACGUAGCGCCUACUCAGCCUACGGCGAAACCCGACGAUAAGUUACCGUCGUCUUAUCCGCUUUCCGUUACUCCGAAUUCGGUACCAAAACUUAUAUCCGUUACCGUGACACCCGACAUAGGACAUAUGUUGCCAUCACCUCAGGAGAAUCAGACCAAUCAUCAACAGCCUCGGUUUCAGUCCCAAGGAAAACAACAUCCCGUCCAUUACAAUAACAAUAAUACUACUACGACGAACAACAAUAAUACGACGAACAGUAAAGUUAUUAAUCUUGGUAGUUCGAACAAUGCUGGAUUGUUGCAGUUAUACGCGAAUGCGAACAUGAUACCAGCGUCGGCAACCCAGAUGGUUAAUUCCAAUCAUCGUUUUCUACCACCGAACGUUCCUAACGGGAGAAUAAUAUUACCACCGAAGGUUACGCAGUCGAGGUCAAUUUUCGCGCACAACGAAAAAACUGUAUACGGAAAUCCAAAAGACAUUCUAAUUUCUCCAAAGUAUCGUCCUACGCAGCAGCGGAUACAGCCACAGCCGAUGAUCGGUAACAGUGACUUCAGUGGAAACGUUGGGGUUCUCGAUCUAACGCAAAAGCCAACCGAAAAGGCAACUUUCUCAAGACCGAGUCUAGAGAUAGUUAGGGUACCUGUAGUGCCGAGGCCUAAUCCGCUCAAUUUAGAAAUGAGGAAAUCGCCGACGAUUAAAGAUAAGCCAACCGAUUGUACGACGAAACGAGCGUCUUUUCCCGGUUAUCAGACUGUUCUCGAUAGUCGGACUAUGGCAUCGAAUAAUUUAGAAAUCACAUUAGUCAAUCCUAAACUAAAAACUAAUAAUCAUAGCAGUGUACCGUCGUCUCACGUGCAAAUACCGAGCCCACCUAACAGAACUAGUAAUCAUCCUUCGGUAACACAAAGGAGACAAAUUAACGGGAAAUAUGCGGGAAGAAACGAACCAGUGUCGCCGUAUACACCAAGGAAACCCACGCAUCCCGUAAUACCCAAUGUACCUAAUCUAAAUCAUCUGAAUAGUGUGAAUUCUUCUUAUCCUAGGAUGACUAACAACGUUCAACAACAAAUAGGUAUAGAUAGAAGGAAAACAUGCGAGGCUGGCAAGGAUCAGCAACGUAGAAUUAGCGACGGUGAUAAACCUGUAGUGUUGCAAUCACAACAGCAGGACGUAAGACAGACCACAGAGAUUGGACGGCGUCACAGUGUACCAAGUAUACCCUCCGGUUUUAUACCCACUGUGCCACCAAGCAAUCCAGCUUUUCUUUCGCAACUGCCAAACACUCCAGGCAAGUUCCUACCAAUGUUGGACCCCAUGUACUACUCUGCCAUUUACAAUGGCUUGUUUCCACCUCCGAUACCGCCUGCAGCUGCAACGUCCUUUCUACCACCGGAGUUCAGCGCUUACUACAAGGAACUGUUAGCUUCCUCGCAACCAAGACUGGGGAUGGCAGGUCAGCAUCAACCUGCUGUACCGACAUCCAAAUAGACAAUGGGAUCUCGUCCAGCAUAUCUGGUCUAAUUAAAAAAAUGGGAUGGUGGCUUAAUUUUUAAAGACAUGAUCCGUCGGACUUCCUUGUUGUAAAUAAGUGUUGAAAGUAUUCAUGGAAUACCGAGAACAGAAUUAGUGCGAAGAUAGAAAUGCGGCAUAGUAUAAUAAUUGUGUCAUUUUUACCACCCGUACGUCACGUUACUUCUUUCAUUAUGAUAACGAAACGAAAAAUAGGACUGUUCGAACCGAUACGUACCGAUCGAAGAACUUUUUCAGAAAAAAGAUGAACAUUUUUUUCGAAUUUUCUUAUACCAGCGAAAUGUGUUCUUUCUUUUUUUUUUUUUUUCUUUUUUUUUGUUCUCUUUUUCUUCUCCUUCCUCUUCUUUUUUCUUUUUUUCAGUAAAGUUCUACAGAUCGUUCUAUCUUUUUAUUCCACUUUAAUUAACUUCUUUUUUUUUUCUAUAGAAAAGCAUUGAUUAUAUAGAAAUAUAUAUAUAUAUAUAUAUAUAUAUAUAUAUAUAUAUAUAUAUACAUACACGAUAGAGAUUAUUUCGUUUGAACUGCGUACUAAUAUUCUGUGAUAAUAAGAUGAAGAUGAAAAGAGAGAGAGAGAGAGAGAGAGAGAGUGGGAGAGAGAGAGGGAGAGAGAGAGAGAGAGAGAGAGAGUGGUACAACGUCCCACGAAGCAAAGUACUUUUUAUAUAUGUAUAUUGCCAGUAACCGUAUAUGUAAACGUGUCUACGGUCAAUGUGAAAAAUUAUUAAUAAGAAUAAGUAUUUUUUUAAUUUGUUGAACCCGAUUAUAUACAAAUCUUUAUGGAAAUACGUUUUCGUUCUAGUGGGGAAAAUGAUUAGGGAAGGGGUAGUAGGAAUAGAAGGAGGAAGAAGAAGAAAAAGAAGAAGACGAAGAAGGAGGGGGUUGGUGCCACUCUAAGAAAUAUUAAUUAUAGACGCAGGUAUUGAUUUUUGUAAAAAUUUAUACGAUAAGAUUUACGUUUGAUCAUUUCUUUCUAUUUCGUUGUUCCCUUUUCUUUUCUCUCUCUUUUUUUUUUUUUCUUUUUCUUCUUUUUCUUUUUUUUUUUUUGACGUAUAUGUUUGUGCUGCGGUGUGGUAAAAAAGAAAAAAAGAAAAAAGAAAAGAAGAAAGAAUGAAAGAGAGAAAGAAAAAAAGAAAGAAAGAAAGAAAGAAAGAAAGAAUGAAGAAAAAUUAUGCUGCGAAAUUUGAUUUUGAGGUGGAGACAAAUGCGAAUAAAACAUGUAUGUAUACGGAGAGAGAGGGAGAGAGAGAGAGAGAGAGAGAGAGAGAGAGGAAGAAAGAGAGAAAACCAUUCGAUCGAUGAUCGAAAAGUCGAAUUCGUGUAAUCAUUAAACUAAUGUAGAGAUAAAAACUCUUCUCGUGUAGUACUCGCGCGAAAAAAGAAGAGAAAUAUAAAAAAAAAAAUAAUAAUAAUAAUAAUAAAUCAUAAUGAAUAAUAAUAAAUAAUAAAUAAAUAAAUAAAUAAAUAAAUAAAUAAAUAAAUGAUGGAAUGAAUGAAUGAAUGAAUGAAUAAAUAAAUAAUAAUAGUAAUAAUAGUAAUAAUAAAAAGAAAGAAAGAAAAAAAAAUGCAAAACCUUAUUCUACUGUAAUAAGUUAUAGAGAACAUUUUUCCUGGUUUAAACUGAAAGAAAGAUAAAAAAAAAAAAAAUGAAGAAAAAAAAAGGUAAAAAAACAAAACUGCUACACGUUCACAAUUACGACAUACUGAUUCUAUUAGUCAGCUGUAAGUAAUUAAAAUAAGAUAAGGAAAAUGAUAAGUGCACGUUUAUGCGAAGUACCGUUCCAAUGGACGAGAGAAAUCUAUGUAAAUAGUGUAUAUAUAUAUAAACAAAACAAAAAAAAAAAGAUAUACAGCGUAAAGUUUAAGGCUAGAUAAAUCAUUUAUUAACUUUCAACGUUAAGAGUGUUUAACGCGAGGUGAACUCUUUAAAAUAAGAUGUGUACAGGCUGUCUUUAUUCGUGUGGCCAACGAUCGUCGUCGCAUCGCUAUUAUUCCCAAUUAACGUAAGACGAAACGAUAUUUUGUGGAUGAUAAUACUUUUUCGUCAGCCCUCCCUUCUCCCUCUCCUGGCCCAUUCUCUUCUUUCACAUCAUAAAUAGAUGAUAAUCCGUACUAAUUUUUUUUUUUAUUUAUAUAUAUAUAUAUAUGUAUUUUUUUUUUUUACAUUAUUACCUUUUUUUCUUUUCUUUUUUAAACGUCACUCCUUUCGUCUUUGUUUCUUUUUUUUUCCCUUCCCAUCCCUCCCACCCUCACCCUCUUCUAGAUUCCAUUCGAUCAUCAAGCGACAAACGAUAUUAGAGAAUUUAAAUUACGAAGCGAAUGUCAUUUUAUUUUAUUUUCGAAUAAUUAUCUGAUGUUACAUAUAUAUAUACAUGAUCGAUUUGAUCGAUUGUUAUAUCCGAUCGUAGCCGUACGCGUUUCGCCGGCCACAAAAUAUAUCGGAUAUAAAGCAAAUGAGAGAAAAAACAAAAAAACAAAUAAUAAAUUCAUGGUAUAUCCGUGUUAUACGGUAGAUAUUAUAUUAUUAGAGUAUGCUCGUUUAGGAUAUUCUGAUAACGAAAAAAAAAAAUUAUAUAUAUAUAUAUAUAUACUAUAAAUAAUAAUGCGAAAUAACGUUAUGAUGAAGCAUUCGUAACCCUAAGGCAUAUGAUGAGAGAGAGAGAGAGAGAGAGAGAGAAAGAGAGAGAGAGAGAGAGAGAGAGAGAGAGAGAGAGAGAGUACGGUCUAAAUUGGACCAGUUCUAGCGAAAUUCAGAUUUCUAUAUCGAUCGACGUCUUUCAAAAAAUAACUUCGUACGACGCGAGUUCGACUCGUUCUUCUUUUCUUUUUUUUCUUUUUCUUUUUCUUUUCUCUUUUCUCUUUUCUUCCCCCCGUCUUACAGCUCUACCAUCCUUUUUUCUUUCUUUUUUUUUUUUUUCUUUUUUCUUUACUCGUUCCUUAAUCGCUCGCCAUUUUUGUCGCCAAAUCUAUUAAAAGUUUUGUAAUCUUUGAUAAUAAUUUUUUGAUUAAUUGAAUUAAUUUUUUGAAACGUAUAUAUAUAUAUAAUAUAUAUAUAUAUAUAUAUAUAUAUAUAUAUAUAUAUACACACGAAUUUUUCUUUUUUUUUCUUUAUUUAUUUAUUCUUCUUUUUUUUCUUGUUUAUAUCGUUAUCUUUAUUUUUUUUUUACUUUUCUCCAUUUCUCAUUCAAAAAAAAAAAAAAAAAGAAAAAGAAAAAGAAAAAAGAAGGAGAAGAUUAAUUGAGCGUGUAGAAAAACGAGUUCAUGCGAGCGUCCCAAUUUGUUUUGCGUUUAAAUAAGGACUUUCAGCGAUACCCGUUAUGUCUGUGCGUGUUAUUUACUGUAAUGAAUUUUCGUAUGAAUCGAAAAGGGAAGAGAGGUAAAGAUAAAGAAGAAAAAAGAAAAAAAAAAAAAAGAAGAAAACAUCGAUCGUCAUUAUUUUUCUAUAUUAACAUGUUCUUCUUCAAAUGGUGCUAUAUAUGAUAAAUAAUCAAAGAUUUUUUUGUUUUUUAUUUCUAUAUUUUCGUUAAUUACUUUCGGGUAUCGUUGAACGGACUUGAUUGUUUUCGAAAAAAAUAUAAUAUCUGGAUUGAUUAAAAAUUGCUGUAGGAGAAAAAAAAAAAAGAAAAAAGAAAGAAGAGAAAAGAAAAAGAAACAAACAAAAAAGAAAGAAGAAAGAGUGAAAGAAAGAAAGGUAUAAUAAAAAAAAAAAAAAAAAAAACAAAACAAGAAAAAAGAAUGGACUCUUCUGACUUUGAGAAUAAACAAAAAAUAAAUGAGAGAAGACCGAUACUUUUUAAAUAUCUAGUAUGAUACCGCAGGGUUCUCUUAUCAUGAUUAAAAUAAAGCAAAAAAAAAAAGGGGAAAAAAAAGAAGAAGUUAAAGAAAUGCCUAAAAUCGAUCUUUUUUUGUUUUCUGUAUCUAAAAAAAAUGGAAAAAAAAAAAGGAUAACAAACAAACAAGCAAACAAACAAACAAACAAACAAAUAAAUAAACAAAUAAACGAAGAAGGGCUUGUAUGAAAACACGUGCCAUAAAAGUGUUUAGAUAAAUGACUUCGAAAUCACGCGAUAACGAUGGUCGUUUGUAUUUGUCUUCGACGAGUCCCUCGAAUAAAUGGUCAGAGGAGAGAAAUAAUAAGUUAAACUGUAAAACAUUGAAAAAUUCCAUGCGAUGAGAUUUUACGUAAAUGAUAGGAACUAAAAAAAAAAAAAUAGAGAAAAAAAAGCAGAAACGUAACGGAAGCAAAAGAGAACGAAAGAAAGAAAAAAGAAAGAAAAAAAGGAAGGAAGAAAGAAAGAAAGAAAGAAAGAAAGAAAGAAA
This is a messenger RNA of Vespula vulgaris, 8599 nucleotides long. RefSeq lists its product as uncharacterized. The transcript is spliced from 8 exons. NCBI's taxonomy places the organism in Eukaryota, Metazoa, Arthropoda, Insecta, Hymenoptera, Vespidae. Gene Ontology annotation, molecular function: transcription cis-regulatory region binding. Gene Ontology annotation, cellular component: nucleus. The coding region runs from base 599 to 4240 and encodes 1213 amino acids. The record is from RefSeq and is a predicted model, not a curated record. Gene Ontology annotation, biological process: regulation of transcription by RNA polymerase II.